CAACUCCUCACACCCUUCGUCGAAGCUAAUUGAACAAAUAGUCAGAACUGAAUUGGAGCGCUAUGCUCACCGUGAUCGUUUCCUGUUUUAGCUCAGGUUGAAUAUUUGUAUUACUUGAAGCGACAGUGCGGAACAUACCUACCUUAACUGCCCAAUCACUGAAGCUACUCUUGCUACACGUCGUGGACCAUCUUAUUUGACACUUCAACGUCUGAAUGAGCACAAGACCAUAGAUGAUCUCAUAUUUGAGACUAGCCUCUACGCAGGAGACGAUUAGUUAGAAUCAAACAUGCGUUCCAGACGGUCAAAGAUGCUUGCUAGGUUAUCAAAGAGGCUAUCCAGUAGGGACUCAAGACAAUCAACAGUGGUUUCUCUAUUGUCCCUUCCAUCCGAACUGCUGAUCAUAGUCGUUGACUGGGCUGGCCUUCUCGAUGAAUCCGUCGACACUCUGUUCGCAACUCGCUUGUCGUGCCGGAGCCUCCGAGAUGCAAGUUGGCCUCUCUUCAUCAAUCGGUACUUCCAAAAAAGAUCCCAUUUCCUAGGCGAGGACAGCUUGCAAUGCCUCGUUGAUAUCUCACAACACCCCAUUCUUGGACCCUGUGUUUCCAGUCUGGAUAUUUCGCUCCGUCGAAUCGCCCUUGACAAGGUGGCCACCCUUCCGCUCAACCCUGGAAUAUGGCCACGUGAACUAAAACCAAAAAUCCCUGACGAUGUCGCUUUGCUGCUGGACAAAGCAAUGCUGAACCUUCGCAAUUGCAGAUCUGUCAGUAUUGUUGGACCAGCCGCAAUGCGAUGGAAGCCAGCUCCAUGGGGAGUGAACCGAUUUACGCAGGCCCUAGAUCGCGAAUAUGGCAAAGGUGGAUGGCGUUACGACCCGUUUAAAAGCCCGUACCUUGACCGAUCUUCGGUGGUCGAUUACACCCUCUAUGUAGUUUUGAGUGCCGUUUCAAAAAGCGCUGUGGAGCUUCAUGCAUUCUCAAUCGAUUUUGAGAGGGGUGAUUAUUACAAUAAUUUCUAUGUCGAUCAUGAUUCGAUCAUUGGUAGCAUCCCCCUCGGCCUAUCGGAACAGUUUCGGAAUCUGCAAAAGCUGUCGCUGGACCUGAAGGCCAUAAUAACGAGCCCGAAGCCCUACCAACCGUCCUCACUGCCUACGCAACUUAUCGAUCUGGCGCCGAAUUUGACGGAAUUAUCGCUUGGCUUUUCCGGAAAGGAGAUCUGCGAUGGCACGCUACUCCGUCUGGCCGAACACAGUUCCGAGCUGCCUCCACUGAAAUCCCUCUGCUUGACAGAGUGUUCAGCCAACCUGGACCCCUUCGUGGCCUUCCUCCGAAGCCAUAAAAAGACUCUUCGGUCGCUCACUCUAAUCUUUUUCCGAAUUCUCUCCACCUACCCCGCUGGAGAUGCUAAGGAUGAAAUCAACCCCUGGGGCGACGUGAUCAAGACCCUACGUGAAUUGGACUUGGAUUAUUUGUCCAUACACAGCUCCCUGCUCGAUACCAAUUGCGUGGAGUUUUUUAACAAAGAAGGCGUGGGCGUGUACAGUGUUCUCGUCUACGCUGCUGGGGUAGAGAAGGUACGGAAAACACUUGGCGAGAUUGCAGGUGUUAGGCGCUUAGGCUCGGUCGACACCAGUAUUCGUCAGGAAUAAUAGCCGCUGGUAUUGCUUAAGAAUUACAAGCUACAUCACCCUGGAUUGCUCGUACGGCCAUUAAUGAUGACAUCUUGUAUGAUGUAAUAAAAUGCAGAGGAGUGAAGCUAUGA
Molecule: messenger RNA, 1761 nt
Organism: Eremomyces bilateralis CBS 781.70
Lineage: Eukaryota; Fungi; Ascomycota; Dothideomycetes; Eremomycetales; Eremomycetaceae
Exons: 3
Coding region: 290-1648 (452 amino acids)
Source: RefSeq, a predicted model, not a curated record